UUCUUCCGCUCUAGCCUCGCUCCGUUCUCAUACUUCAUCACCUCUCUUCGGUAACGUCUCCGCUCCCUCCUUUCCCGUCACUUCUCUCAUCGGUACCUUCGUAGCCCAGUCCACAUGUCGUACGACGGUAAGUUUUCCUGCGAAUCUUCCCUGAAGCGCCUUCUUGCUCGCUGUUCCGGUCUCCGCUCCGACCGCAAGCUCCUUGCUCUCUCCCAGAAGGUCGGUGCUGUCACCGCGGAAGAUAUUGCAGAGGCGAUCGCGGAGCCGUUCCUUCACCCUAACUAUACUAUUCCAAUAGUCGGAUGCUUCCGCCCGCUCUGCCGUCUGAUAGUAGACAGGGCCGUGACAAAGCUUGGUAGCGUCCCUAGCUUGAUAUCGAUGUCUGACGAGGAAUCGGAUGACAUUGGAGAAGAUGACACUCGCGUGAUAGAUUUUUAUAUGGAAAGAGGGAGGGGCUUGCGUCUCCACGAGAUGGCUUCAUUGGCCUUGUGCCGGGCACUAGAUUUGGCACCAUUCUUUCUCAGGUGCAUCAUAAAUUAUUUCAGAUUUUCUCCCCAACCCUUUGCACGCCUCGAGUUGGUGGGUUUUGAUUCCCAGAUAACCGACAAGGGUGAAAAGCAUCUUCUUGAUGUAAUUCGGUUAACUUACCGUUUUUUAAUAAUGGAGCCACAAAUAUUUUCUGGCUUAUGGGAUUGGACCUGCUUUUUAGACCUUAUGCAACAAACAUCAAAUGUUGGGGCUAGCCUUGCUCCAAGACGCCUGAUAAAUAUAUUGGACAUAAGAUGGUGUGGAAUUCAAAUUCUCUCUACUUCUCUUAAAAUAAGUGAUAGAGCUACUGAAGAUUUUGGCUUGGGUUCAGAUGAAGCUUUUGCCUGUUUACUUCGGUUUGAGGAAUUCUGCCAGGAUACCUCAUUGGAAAAGGCUGGAUUUUAUCUCCAAUUAGUCGAGGAAGAUCAAGAAAGGUUCUCAGUUGGAAUUGAUAAUUUUAGUCAAUUUUUUGACUUUGACUAUCAUAGUCUAGUUUCAUCUACUAAUUUGCUUAAGAUUGAGUCUGGAAUAAAGGAUGUUCGACACAAGGUUUUGCGUGUUGUGCCUGGUAAGCCAUUUGUCAUGACUUCUACGAUUAGAAGAAGUUUUGAGAUGAUAUUAAUGGCGGUGGGUCAAAGAUGGCCCAUACUUCUGCAUGGUCCUGCUGGUUCUGGAAAAACAGCUAUUAUUAAUAUGUUGGCAGAGAUCAGUGGGAAUCAAGUUUUGUUCAUUCACAUGGCCGAUGAAAUGGAUAGCAAAAUGUUGAUUGGGAACUAUGUUUGUUCGAACCAACCUGGUGAAUUUAGAUGGCAUCCUGGUUCACUUACACAGGCCAUUUCAAAAGGAUAUUGGGUCGUGUUUGAAGACAUAGACAAAGCAUCUAUUGAGGUGCAGUCAAUCAUAUUGCCCUUGCUAGAAGGUUCAAAUAUUUUUGUUACUGGUCGUGGGGAGGAAAUUGAUGUCAGUGAAAACUUCCGUAUGUUUGCCACAAUAUCAACCUUGAAGCAUGAAGUUUCACAUGAGAUUGAAGGAAGGCUCUCCUUUUGUACUUUAUGGAGGAAAGUGUUAGUUAAAAUUCCUAACAAUGGAGACAUGACCGAGAUUGUAAAUGCUUGGUAUCCAAAUUUAAAUCCACUUACCUCAAGGCUUAUGGAUACUUUCGUAAUAAUAAACUCUCAUUCUUCCAACCAAGUGGGAGCCCAUGCUUGUGGGGGUUCAUCUGGCGCUGUAUCUAGGUUUUCAUUGAGGGAUCUUUUGAAAUGGUGUAAGAGGAUCUCAGAUUUGGCUAUCAGUGUUUCUGGUUUUCCAAUUUCAGUUACUGAUUGCCAAGCUAUUUAUCAUGAGGCUGUUGAGACAUUUGUUGCAUACCUCCCCUGUUCACCAAAAAAAUUGUUAAUGAUGAGAGAAAUUGCCAAGGUGUGGGGUGUUCCCUUGCCAGAGACAGAACAUGAUUAUCCUCCUAACAAGCCUGUUAUCCAGAGUUGUAGGUCUCAUCUGCAAGUUGGAAGAGUUGCUCUCCCGUUUACUCAGAUUCCAAAUUUGCCACCUGGUAGACCCUUUGUUGGUAUUCGCAGUUCCCUGCAUGCUCUCGAGAGGGUUGCAUCCUCUGUGAAGUACAAUGAGCCUGUUCUUCUAGUUGGAGAAACUGGGACUGGAAAGACAACUCUUGUGCAGAAUCUUGCAAUGAGACUUGGGCAACAACUCACUGUCUUGAAUCUUAGCCAGCAAAGUGACAUUGCUGAUCUUUUAGGGGGAUAUAAGCCUGCUGAUGCACGCUCAAUUUGUAUACCUCUUUACCAAGAGUUCAAGGAAUUAUUCUGUAGAACUUUCUCUGAGAAGGAAAAUGAAUCUCUACUUCGCCAUCUUGAAAUAUAUGCUGUUGAAAAAAAAUGGAAGAAGUUGCUAUGUGCAUGUCAACAGUCUGUCGACUACGUCAUUCAGCGUGCUCCAUCAUCUUGUGGCUCGAAGAGGAAGAGACCUUUGACAGAAGUUCUUCAUGAGUGGGGAACAUUUUCUUUGAGACUUAAAGCUGCUCAGAAGCAAAUCGGAACUUCUUCGGGUGUCUACUUUAAAUUUGUCGAGGGAGCUUUUAUAACUGCUUUAAGGAACGGCUAUUGGAUUUUACUUGAUGAGAUUAACCUUGCUCCUCCAGAGACAUUGCAGAGAAUUACUGGAGUCCUGGAUAGUGAGAAGGGUACGCUUUGUCUGGCUGAAAGGGGUGAUAUUGAUUACAUAGAUCGUCAUCCAUCCUUCCGGUUAUUUGCUUGCAUGAAUCCGGCAACAGAUACUGGAAAGCGUGAAUUGCCAUAUUCUUUAAGAAGUAGAUUUACUGAGUAUUUUGUAGAUGAUAUUCUGGACGAAAAUGAUCUGACUCUUUUUGUUAGGCGAUACAUGGACGAGAUGGAUCCUGAUAGUGGAUUUUCUAAUAGGAUUGUUCAUUUUUACAAAGCUGCCAAACGAGAAUCAGAGGAGAGGUUGCAAGAUGGGGCUAAUCAGAAGCCACAAUUCAGUUUGAGGUCUCUUGCACGUGCUCUGGAAUAUUUUAAAACAGCAGCAAAAACCUUUGGCAUCCAAAAAGCUCUUUAUGAUGGAUUUUGCAUGUUCUUUCUUACUCUGUUAGAUUGUCCCAGCGCGAAAGUAAUGCACAGCAUGAUAGUUUCUUAUAUCCUAGGUGGAAGUUUACCCAAAGAUGUUCCUUUUGAUGCCUAUUUCUCCAGCUCAGUUGGGUUUUUGGAUGAUUAUGUUCUCACUAGAAGUGUUAAGGAAAAUCUAAAGAACAUUGCACGGGCAGUUUAUAUAAAAAAAUUUCCUGUUCUUUUACAGGGCCCAACCUCUAGUGGGAAGACUAGCCUUGUACAUUAUCUUGCUUCUGUUACUGGUCAUGAGUUUGUGCGUAUCAACAAUCACGAGCAUACUGAUUUGCAGGAAUACUUUGGCACCUAUAUCACUGAUUCCCAAGGAAGGUUGCUAUUCCAAGAAGGUGUAUUAGUGAAAGCAGUGCGCCUUGGUUACUGGAUUGUCUUGGAUGAGCUGAAUCUUGCUCCAUCUGAUGUAUUGGAAGCCUUAAAUAGAUUGUUGGAUGACAACAGAGAACUUUUCAUACCUGAACUUCAAGAAACUAUUCGUGCACAUCCUAAUUUUAUGCUAUUUGCAACUCAAAAUCCACCUACAUUAUAUGGAGGACGGAAAAUGCUAUCUCGAGCUUUCCGUAAUCGAUUCUUAGAGAUACAUGUUGAUGAAAUUCCCGAAGAUGAACUUUCUAUGAUUUUGGAGUUGAGGUGCAAAAUUCCUCCAAGCUAUGCUUCAAAAAUGGUUGAAGUUAUGAAGGAGUUACAGUUGCAUCGGCAACACAGUAAAAUCUUUGCCGGGAAGCAUGGCUUUAUUACUCCCCGUGAUUUGUUUCGAUGGGCAAACCGGUUUAGGAUGUUCGGAAUGUCCUAUGAAGAUUUGGCAAAGGAUGGUUAUUUUCUUCUCGCUGAAAGAUUGAGAGAUGAAAAUGAGAAAGUCGUGGUUCGAGAAGCUUUGGAGCGCCACCUUCGUGUGAAACUCAAUGUGGAUAACUUGUAUAUGGAGGCAAAUCAAGAUCAAAGUUCUCUCAAAUCCAUUGAACAAAAUUGUUCAAACCAAAACUUUGGAAAUAUCACAUGGACCAAUAGUAUGAAGAGGUUAUUUUUUCUUGUUGAACGCUGUUAUAGAUUGCGUGAGCCUGUUCUCCUGAUUGGUGAAACUGGUGGUGGGAAAACAACAGUAUGCCAAUUGUUGAGUGUUUAUUUGAAGGAGAAGUUGCAUAUCUUGAAUUGCCAUCAAUAUACAGAAACUUCUGACUUCAUUGGGGGAUUCUAUCCUGUACGAGAUCGUUCGAAAAUGUCCAACCUAUUCAUACAGCUAAUUGAGCAGAUCAAUGCAUCGAGAUUCUUUAAUUUCUUCUCCAGAGAAGAACUUUCCACUGACAUUACAAAAGCUUCAUCGACUAUCACUAUCCUAAAUGAACUUGUGAAUACCUAUAAGCAAAAUAUACCUUUGCACACAGUUAUUAGUCAACAAGAUCUCAAAGUGUUUCAGCAAUUGAAUAGUGAUCUUAUACAUCUCCAUCAGAAAUGGCAGACCAUAUUCCUUUGGCAGGAUGGUCCCCUUGUGCAAGCAAUGAAGAAUGGUGAUCUUUUUCUGGUUGAUGAGAUUUCCUUAGCAGACGAUAGUGUUCUUGAGCGCUUGAAUAGUGUUUUAGAACCUGAAAGGAAAUUGUCAUUAGCCGAGAAGGGCGGUGCUAUUCUUGAGCAGAUAACUGCACAUCCAAAUUUCUUUCUUCUUGCAACAAUGAAUCCAGGUGGUGAUUAUGGGAAGAAAGAAUUAUCACCAGCACUACGUAAUCGCUUUACAGAGAUAUGGGUUCCUCCUGUCAGUGACAUGAAUGAGUUUAGAAGUAUUGCUCAGGAGAGAUUCAUUAAUCCAGAUCUAUCACCCUUUGCCAAUCAUAUGCUCAACUUUUGGGAGUGGUUUAACAUGCUUCAAAUUGGUAGAUCUCUUACAUUAAGAGACUUAUUAUCAUGGGUUUCUUUUGUCAAUGUUACGGAGCGAGACCUUGGAUCUAUAUGUGCUUUUCUCCAUGGAAGCUUUCUCGUUUUACUUGAUGGAUUAAGUUUGGGUACGUCUGCUUUUUAUAUUUUAUAUUUGCUUCUUGGCCUCCAAUUAUUUGAACAUAAAAAGAGAAAUCUUGAAUUGACCUUUAGUUCUACAACAACCAUUGCAGCUCUCAAAUGCUCUACUGCUUCUUGUUGUACAUUUUGCUUAGAGGAUUUAUGUCAGCAAUCAGAUUUUGAAGAGUGGUUGUUAACUGUUUCUUUGUGUGAUGUAACAAGCUUUUUAUUUGAUUUAGAGUUGCUCUCCAAAUUCUCAAAAUGCAUGCUGGCGGAUACUUCUGAACUUCAUGAGGGUUUACUCAACUUGUCAGAUUCUCUAGUACAUUCAGUCGAAUACGCCUUAAAUUUCUCAUCUAGGCCUCCAAUGGAUUUCACAUCACAUCAAACAAUUUUAUGGAUUCUUGAUGCAUGGAAAACUUUUGAUUCAGUUAAUGCAGAACUCUCCAUGACGGUUAUUGACAUGUGGUUCAAAUUUCAUAGUUUCCUUUGGGGUCUAUGCUCAAAAACAAACCUGAUGAUGAAACUAGAUUUCGAGGAAAUAUGCCUCGUGCUUCCAUCAAGAACUGCCAUAAUAGACAAGAUCUUGCAAAGCAAUUUCUCUAUAGUAGAUUAUGACAUCCAAUGUUUGAAACUUAGCACUACUUCUCGUAAUCUUUGGCAAGCAACACUGUCACAAGGAGAAAUAGUUUGGUUUCUUCACUCAGCUGCUGAUUCUCUUUUCAAGCAGAUCAUAUUUGUGCAUUAUAAAUAUUUUACUGAAGAUGUAUUUUGCAAGAUCAGAUCCUUCCUGUGCUCAGCUUUUGGAAAUUCUACGCUGGAAGACAUACUGAACCUGAAGAUACUAAUCUCUUCCUCAAAUCAUGUUGGGUUGUGUUCUGUCGUGGAUCUACUUGUAGAACCUAUUCUAAGAGAAUUAUACAUGAAGCAUCCAUCUAGUGAUUAUCUUUAUAACCUAGGUUGUGCAUGGUUACAUAUUGGCAUGCUAAGGUUUUAUCUGCUAAACCAAGAUGGUCCUGAUCCAGCAUUAGAGUUUUCAUUCAAACAUUCGAAUAUGCUGCGGAAGAUAUCUUUAUUUGACCUUGAAACUAAGGUUCGCCAAGAAUGUCAGCUUCUAUCUGGAAAGGAUUUAGUCUUAUAUAAUGAAGAUCAGAGACUACUUACAUCACAAAAGCUCAAGGAGGAGGAGAAACAAUUACGAGCAAAGGUUGUGUUCCGCCCAUCAUGUUCUGAGUAUAGUCAUCUCAGAUCAGAAUGUUUUGAUUAUGGAAAGCUUUGCUCUUCAUUGAUUGAGGAUCUUAAAAAUAUGGGAAAUAUCUCUUCAAUGGUCCUCUGCAAUUGGCAGGCUACAUCUUCAAAGUUCAUAAAUCGUCUGUCAGAGAAAUAUGCUAAUUAUGCUGACCUGGUUCAACCAGUUCUGGUUGCAGUUUAUGAAAUGAAAUUAGGUGUGUCACUGGUUUCAUCUAGUGCUCUGCAAAAGGAUUAUCUGGAAAAGGUUGGAGGAGAUGAUAUUCAGAAGAUCAAGGCCGAAGUCUAUUCUUUUAUGCAGUUCCCAAGAAGUUUGCUGUAUGAUAGCAUCCCUGUUAAUCUGAAGAAUUAUGAGCAGGACUCCGUGGAUAAAUUUGUUUAUGCUUCUGCAACUACGAAUCUUUGGAGCAUUGAAUUAAUGAAGAAAUUGAUUAAUUAUUCAAGUGAAACUAAUCUUGAAAAAAAAGUGUCACCUGUACCGCUGGAUAAUAUACUUCAUUAUGUUAUGCUAAUUCAAACUACUGAUCAUGUUUUAUAUUCGCAUAUAUUGGACAAAGAUUGCUUCCUGGUGCUAAAUUGUACAUUUGAUCGCUUUGCAAAACUAUGGAUUGACAUGAAAACACAAUUGAAAGCCAAGGAAGAUGAAGAUCAAACUUUCAAGUUUAGAACUCGUUUAAUCAAGAUAGAAGAUAUCAUGGAAGAAGAAGAGUUAUCUGAUAAUGCAAUGGAUUUUGAUGAGAGACUGCUAUCUGAGACAAGCAAAAAUGAACAGGAGUUCAAUGAAAUGAUGAGACCUGUUGAAGAGGAUAAGAAAAUAGAAGAAGAAUGGGAGCUUAUUCAUGAGACAUUCUCGAAGAGUUUGGUACGGAUUCACAGUUUGUUAUAUGGAUCAAUUGGCAUCGUUGAAAAUCCUAGUGCUCGUUUUGUUGCCAGAGAUGAUAGAUUGAUCUCCUUCUUGCAAUCCUAUAAGUUGGGCACCAGAAUAAUCAAGGAUAUCGAUGCAUUUACUCCUCUAUCUGAUGACCAACUUAUGCCUGAAUAUCUUUUUCGUGUGUGCUUGGAGUAUGAAGAAAAAUUUGGCAUAGCAUGCAAACCACCUCGUGCAUACAAUAUUUACAAGGAUUCAAAUUCUAUUGUGCUACAUAAAAUGACUAAACCACUUGGCGCUAUCCACAAACGAGUUGAACUUUUCCUGGUUGAGUGGCCAGACCAUCCAGGUCUUCAGAAUUUGGGUAAUAUUAUUGAGAAGCUAUUGUCAGCACCACUUAGCACACCCGUGUCGAAGGCACUACUUGGCCUGCAAAUUUUAGUUCGUAAGGCCAAAUUUUUACAGGAAAAUGCUUCCAUGUUUUCGUUCAAAGAUCUGCUCGAUCCAAUUUAUUCUUUGAUCUCUUCAUGGCAAAAACUUGAACUAGAUAGCUGGAAGACUUUACUUGAUGAUGUUGAGGAGCAAUUUGAGAUUAACGCUGCAAAGCUUUGGUUUCCUUUAUAUGCUGUUCUUCAUCGUGGAACAUCUUAUGAUGCCGAGGCUGAUAAAUUGUUUACCAUUCAAAGUAUUGAGGAAUUUGUCAAAAGUUCGAAUGUUGGAGAAUUUAAGAAACGGCUUGAUCUUCUUUUUUCUUUCCAAGGCCAGCUCAAUCAUGGUGUUGUCCUAAAUGCUUAUUCCAGUUCAACUAUGAGAGAGAAUGUAAACGUUCUGUACAAUGCAUUUGGCUACUAUGUGCAGUUCCUGCCUAUAGUGGUUGACUACAUUGAAACUGAAAGAAAAAGUAUAGAAAAAGAUUUGAGAGAACAGCUUAAGCUUUUCAGUUGGGAACGUUCUCAUGACUUGUCCAUAGAGAGCUUUAGUAGAAUGCGGCAGAAGAUCCGGAAACUUGUCCAAAAAUACAAUGAAGUUUUACAACAACCUUUGAUGCUCGUUGUUCACCAAGAAGCAAUAUCAAAGAGGGAGAAAAUUCCUGCUUGGCUUGAAAGUUGGACUUCUGAUGAAACAAAUGUAGAUGUCUUGCAGUGUCCCUUGUCUGUUAUAAAAAGCAACAAUGUGAAAAGGUUCUUUUGGUUUACUAGCUGGAUGGACAAGGCUAAUAUGUUAACAAAAAAUGAUAUCUUAUGUGCUCAAGGAUUGUCGGAUGUCAAACACACGUUGACUUCUCCAACUUCAUUCAAUGAAUUAGAGAAGUCAUGGGAGGAAAGCUGGUUUUCAAUUGAAAAUAUAAGCAGAAAGGCAGCUCAAUUUGCUCAUAUUUGGAGACAUGGAACUAAGAACCUCACAAAGAGACGGAUGUUAGGCAAUUUGUUAAAGGUUCUUGAAAAGAGUGGAUUAUCAAGGCAUAGACACAUAUCCGAUGAGCUUGGGAUUAGCAUGUACUCUCAUCCUUCCUACAAUGUGCUGCAUUUACUCUUGCUUGGGGACUUGCAUAAAUCUUCUAGGAAUAUUAGCACCAGUAACCAGGUUCAGUCUGACAAUCGGGGAGAUGAUAUAUUUGGUUUUAAGUUGAAGUCUACAAACAUCACUUCUCAGGACAAUAAAGGAGAUGACAUAAUUGGUUCGAAGUGGAAGUUUGCAAACGAGCUUUACUUUAAAAACUUAGCUGUUAUGAAUCAGCUUCAAGAAGUUUGUCUUAAUUUUAGCAAGGAUUUCAGUAAGGAGCAGGUUGAUCAAACAAACUCUUUUCUUUGUCAACUAGUUUUCAUCCAGCAAGAACAGAGAGAUGCUAUGUAUAGUGCAUAUGAGCACUUGAAGAAACUACAACUGAAAUUGCGGUGGAUGAAUGCAGGAGAACAAAGUGAAGAUCUCACUAUAGCUAUGAACCAAUCUGCUCUCCUUAUGUUAAUGUGGAAGCAAAAGAAUGUAUUUGACAGCUUACUUGCCAUGUCAAGAGAGACAAAUAUGUUGCUUGGAUCUUUCAAAAGUUGUCACCUGGAUACCUGCAAGGUUAUCGAGGAUGAAGUUGAUAGAAUUUAUUCUGUGAUUGAUAUGUUCCUUCCUAGAUUUUCAAAAUCAAAGGAAUCACUGGAUAUGUACCUACUCUGUAAUGAUAGUAUUGUUUCAGCAGCUACUGAACUCCCCUUCCUUAUUACCAAGAAAAUGGAAGACCUGGUGAUAUCCAAUUCUGAAAUAAUUAAUGCUUUUGAAGAAUCUAUUCUCGUUUUUAGUUUUGAUAAGGCUUUCCCAAGGUCCAUUGGAGGCACUUUGCUGAGUCGCUUUGAACAGAUCAUUCCUAAGGGGAAGAUGAAGGUAUUGAUAUCUCAGAUUGAUAAGGAUAAACAGUGUGCUACUAGAGAAAAUUCCAUGAACCUAGAGACUUUUUACACUGAAAGUUAUGAGCGAACAAUUAAACUCUUGUUGGAUGUUUAUGACAAAUUGUACACAAACAGUGUGUACAAUAUUCCUGUUCAUGACUUAUCUGGGCAAAUAGCUUUAUGGAAUCAACUUUUUCAGUCACAUAAAAAGGUUCUACGACUGGAAGAAAUUGAUGAUGCUUUUGGUGAAACAAUUUCUGCAGCAAGAAAAUUUGUUGACUCGUUUUCAGAUAGGAAAGAUGAAGUGUGUUCUCAGAUGCAGAUACAACUUAAGCAUCUUUAUGUCCUUUUGGACCUUAUCCUAACUUUUGGAGAUGGCAUCCUAUUUGAAUUUUUGGAUGUGCAUGCAGCAGUAGCUGAACUAACAAACGUGCUCGCCCAUAUAUUUAUAUUGAUUUUUUCUAAAGGAUUUGGAUCAUCACAAGAAGAAACAGAAAACUCAAAGUGCAAUGGGACUGAAGAUGCCAGUGGAACAGGAAUGGGAGAGGGUGAAGGAGUUAAUGACGUAAGUGAUCAGAUUGAGGAUGAAGCUCAGCUCCUUGGUACAUCUGAGAAGCACGAUGGACAGGAUGAGUUAGAAAAACAGCCCAAUGGCAAUGAUAAAGGAAUAGAAAUGGAAGAAGAUUUUGAUGGUGAAACAUUCAGUGUCAGUGAGGAUUCAGAAGAUGAUGACCUUGAGGAUGAGGAGGACCCAAACUUGGAUUCUCAGAUGGGACAGACAGCAGAGGGUGACCAGAAAGUAGAUGAGAAACAAUGGGAUGGGGAUGAAGAUGAUAAUACUGAAAAUCGUUCAGAGAAAUACGAGCCAGGUCCUGCGGUCAAGGAAAAAGAUUCAGGUAGUAGAGAGCUUACUGCUAAGGAUGACAAUGCUCUUGCUGCAGAUGAUUUGGAAGAUAUAGACAAAAAUCAAGAUGACAGGCUUAACGAGGAGGAUAAUGAUUCCAAAAAAAAUGAAGAUGAUUUUAAUUCUGAUGAUAUGGUUGUAGACAAAAGCAAAGCAUUUGAAGAUCCUACAGAUAUUCAAAUUGAGGAAGAAGCAAAACAAACUGAAGAUGCUGAUAUGGAUGAGCCUCAAGGUUCUGAUAUGGAUGAAUCAGAGUUGGGUUCCUUUGGAUCUGAUGAAGAAAUGAAUGAUGUGGAUGACAAGUCCAAAGAAGACAAUGUUGUUGAUGAGGAUGUUUCUCAAGUGGACAAUAAUUCAAGGAUCGAAGUGGAAGAGAAAGCUGAAACUGCAAAUAUGGAGCCAGAGUCAAAUAAGGAAACUCUUCCGUCUGAUACAACGGAGACCUUUGAAUAUCCAUUGGAAGGGAAAGAAUCAAUCAAGUCCUCUGGUAAUUCUCAUAGAAUAGAAUCCUUAAUGGUGUCAGACAUGCUUGCCGCUGACAACAAUGACAUAAAUAGUAGCAUUGCUCCGUCGAGGUCUUUACUAUCUGAUGAAAUGUCCAAAAUCGAAAUUGCAUCCAAUUCAGUUGACAAUUCUAAAAUUUCAUAUGAUCAGUUUCAGUUGAAACCUGAGAAUUCACAGGACAGCUGCUCAAGGACCAGACCAAAUCCUUACAGAAGUCUAGGAGAUGCAAUGGAAGAUUGGAAAGAGAGAGCUAAAGUGUCAGUUGAUCCACUAGAAAGUCUGCCUGAAUUAGUUGAAAAUCUUGCCAAUGAGGAUGCAGAAGAAUAUGAAUUCGUUGCAGAUGCUGAAAAGAGCACCUCUCAGGCUCUUGCAGCUGCGACAUCUGACCAGAUUAACAAUAACCUUGAUAACAGCAAAUCUUCAGCGGAUGAGAAUCAUAGGAGGAAGAAUGAAGAUACUAAUCAAAACAGGGUGAAGGAAAAUUCUGACACAAGUUAUCUUAAUCCGCGACAAGAUUUGGUUUCAAAGAAAAAAGACGAUGAGCUUCCUUACAUGGAUAUUGGAAAUGAUUCAUUGAUGACAGAAAUGGGACAAAUUAGUAAUUUGAAUAAUCAAUAUGAGAGUGUGGUCUCAUUCAAAAGUUCAUACAUGAAUGAGAAAGAAUUACUUCUGAAUACAAGCACAGAUGACAAAGCUUUCUCUAAUUCAUUGGGGAUCGAAGAUAUGCCUGAGGGGCUGUUGCAAGAUACUGUUUUAGAAUGGAAAAAGUAUGAAGUAAGCACAACACGGUUAUCUCAGGUACUUGCAGAACAAUUGCGACUUGUGAUGGAACCCACUCUUGCAAGUAAGCUCCAAGGAGAUUAUAAGACUGGAAAGCGAAUUAACAUGAAGAAGGUUAUACCAUAUAUUGCAAGCCAUUUCCGGAAAGAUAAAAUUUGGUUAAGGCGGACCAAGCCAAACAAAAGGAACUAUCAGGUGGUUGUUGCUGUGGAUGAUUCACGCAGUAUGUCUGAAAGUAACUGUGGAAAUGCAGCUAUUGAGGCAUUGAUAACUGUGUGUCGAGCAAUGUCACAACUAGAGGUUGGCCAGUUUGCAGUUGCAAGUUUUGGUAGGAAAGGCAAUGUUAGAUUGCUCCAUGAUUUUGAUGAGCCCUUUACAGGAGAAGCUGGGGUCAAGAUAAUGUCUAACUUAUCAUUCAAGCAAGACAAUGCCAUUGUUGAUGAACCAUUGGCUGAUCUUUUGAAGUAUCUCAACAAUAUGCUUGAUAAUGCAGUAUUCAGAGCACGCAUGCCAUCUGGCCAAACUCCACUUAAUCAGCUCGUUUUGAUAAUAGCUGAUGGAAGGAUUCAUGAGAAGGAAAAUCUGAAGCGCUAUGUAAGGGAUGCUCUGAAUAAAAAGCGAUUGAUUGCACUUAUACUACUUGAUAGCCCUGAAGAAUCCAUCAUAGAUUUGAUGGAAGCAAGCUAUGAAGGAGACUGCCUUUCAUUCAAGAAGUAUCUUAACACUUUUCCUUUUCCAUACUACAUAAUUCAUAGAAACAUUGAGGCGCUUCCCCAGACGCUAGCUGAUUUAUUGAGACAAUGGUUCGAGCUGAUGCAGAAUGCCAUGGAGUAAAAUGCAUGGGAUCUUGGCUAUAAGCUUGCUCGAUGAAUGGCAUGUCAAUGCCCUAUUCUUGUGGCAGCCCCAUUCUGGUGGUUUGAGCUGAUGCAGAAUGCUGUGGCCUAAAAUGAAUGGGAUCUUGGCUAAGCUUGCUCGAAGAAUGGCAUGUACAUGUCAUAUUCUUUUGGCAGACAUCAACAACAACAAUGCCCUUUAUAUAAUUCAAUACUGAUGAAGUUGGAGCCUUUAAGAUCUUAAAACAACAGCAGAUUGCAUGUCCUCUUUCAACUUAUGUACUCACCCUGUAACUAUUGAAAAUUUUGCUUGGUAGAUUGAAUUAGAUUCCCAUUAAAUGGCGGUGCAGAGAUAAAUGUAUCUACAAAAUUAUAUAUAAUAUCAUAUUGCCAUUCAAUCCU
Zingiber officinale is the source of this 13076-nucleotide messenger RNA. Its product is annotated as midasin-like. Gene Ontology annotation, molecular function: ATP binding; ATP hydrolysis activity. The record is from RefSeq and is a predicted model, not a curated record. Gene Ontology annotation, biological process: ribosomal large subunit assembly; rRNA processing. The transcript has 66 exons. Gene Ontology annotation, cellular component: preribosome, large subunit precursor; nucleus. Lineage: Eukaryota; Viridiplantae; Streptophyta; Magnoliopsida; Zingiberales; Zingiberaceae. Bases 115 to 12675 code for a protein of 4186 amino acids.